AUGCCUCGACUCGAAGAAACCAACGAACAGUUGACGCAGGCAGGAAAGAGAGCGAAAUUAAACGUGAGCCGCUUCUGGGAUGGGUUUUCAGACUUCAUAUUUCAGGACAAUGUUCUGGAAGUAGCCGUAGGCUUGAUUAUUGCAGCUGCAUUCACCACUGUCGUCAAGUCGUUUGUAUCAGACAUAAUCACCCCAAUACUGUCCCUUCUGCCUUUCAUUGACCGGAAUUUCAACGAGAAGUUUGCCGUUCUGAGGCGCGGCCCCGGCUAUCGCAAAUACCAUGGAUACAACACUGUUGAGUCUGCUCAAGACGAUGGAGCGGUCGUUAUGACCUACGGGUAUGUUGUUCGCACGUUUGCAGCGUUUCGCCUAAUGGGAAAGUGGCUCACCGGCUUACUAUAUUUCGAGCGUAGCAAGUUUGUCAACGAGGUCUUCAAUCUUCUCGGCAUCGGCUUAGCCUUGUACUUCAUUGCCAUGACGUACGGCUGGGCGGCCAAAGAUAACAUUAUAAAGCACACUGUCAAAUGCAAUGCUCAGUACUGUGCCAAACGUACCAUUUUCGAAGAGAUUCAAAUUAUGUCCGUGAAUGAUGAAAACGAUACUGCCCAAGGUGGGAUUCUUUACCCUAGACCGAAGGGAUCGAUAUCGACUGUGUCAUCAUCUGCUCUUAGUUCCAGCACCCAGCUCACUUCUAAUCCAAACCGCCUCAAUCUGCUGAAAACCGCCAUCCAAAACGUGAAUGAUGCAAAUACCAAAAGCUCCACGAUCGCAGUUGUCAAUACUAUCCCUCAGCCUCAGUGCCGUAGCUCGACUGUACCGCAACCUUCCUCGCCACCUAAGAAAGGAGAUAGAUCGUCAUCUUCGGCCAGAAAUUCAGACGAAAAUGUCAUACAGAGACUGUCAAACCCACCAGUUUACGAACAACCUCAGCCGAAAAAUUGGCACCUAGGCAUGUUCGAAAUAGGGAAACCGUUGGGAAAAGGCAAAUUUGGGAGAGUUUACCUAGCGAAAGAGAGGUCCACGGGUUUUGUGUGUGCACUGAAAGUGCUGCACAAAAGUGAACUACAACAAGGAAAAGUUGAGAAGCAGGUUCGAAGAGAAAUUGAGAUACACAGUAAUUUGCGGCACCCGAAUAUCCUUCGAUUCUAUGGUCAUUUCCACGAUAGCAAAAGGGUUUUCCUUAUUUUGGAGUACGCUGGAAAAGGAGAGUUGUACAAACAUUUGAGAAAAGCGAACAGAUUCCCCGAGGUGAAAGCAGCUCAAUACAUCGCUCAGAUGGCUGCAGCUCUCAAAUACCUGCAUAAGAAACAUGUUAUGCAUAGAGACAUUAAGCCAGAGAACAUCUUGGUUGGCAUACAUGACGAGAUAAAGAUUUCAGAUUUUGGCUGGAGUGUUCAUGCGCCCAAUAAUAGGAGGAACACAAUGUGUGGUACCUUGGACUAUCUCCCUCCAGAAAUGAUCAAACCAGGUAGCCAGGAAAACUUCUAUAACGAAAAGGUUGAUCUAUGGAGCCUAGGAGUCUUGACAUAUGAGUUCCUCGUGGGAGAAGCACCGUUCGAGGAUACGCCUGUUAUGACUCAACGAAGGAUAGCGAGAGGGGAGAUGACCGUACCAAAAUUUGUAAGCGGAGAGGCGAGGGAUCUGAUCGAGCGGCUUCUCGUCCUUGAUCCGGAUAAACGCCUUCAAUUAGGCGAGGUCCAGAAACACCCGUGGAUUGUGAAGCAUUGUACAGGUGAAAGGGCUGCCAAGCGGAAUUCAGGCCGAUAA
Molecule: messenger RNA, 1767 nt
Organism: Bacidia gigantensis
Lineage: Eukaryota; Fungi; Ascomycota; Lecanoromycetes; Lecanorales; Ramalinaceae
Exons: 5
Coding region: 1-1767 (588 amino acids)
Biological process (GO): regulation of cytokinesis; protein phosphorylation; mitotic spindle organization
Cellular component (GO): chromosome passenger complex; spindle microtubule; spindle midzone
Molecular function (GO): protein kinase activity; ATP binding
Source: RefSeq, a predicted model, not a curated record